This is a messenger RNA of Amoebophrya sp. A25, 3368 nucleotides long. The record is from the annotation of a GenBank genome assembly. Lineage: Eukaryota; Dinophyceae; Syndiniales; Amoebophryaceae.
CUUAGCUAGAUGUAGCGCUUAGUAGGAGUUGGGUGGAUUUCAAGGAAGGUCUUGACCAACCACGCUGGUGCUAUUGAGAGAUUGGUAAUUCUUGCGUGCAGUUAUCAUUCCGACUACUCAUCUACGGAUUUUUUUAGCAACACUCCGACGAGGGAAGAUAGGCAAGAUGGUGAUUGGAAGUGAUUUAACCGCGCCACCGCGGACCAUGUCUACCGUUCCACGUGUUGGCGCGAAAUCUACAGCCCCUGGUCCAGCGCGACCGGUGAGCAAGAAUGUCUCAGGGCCGGCCGCGGCACGAAGCGGCCCCCCAGGAUCUUCCGUGGCGCGUGGUGGUUCAUUAUCCUCUAGUACUGCCACCUCUGCUGGUGUUACUCCUGUAAAUACUACAACAGGAGUUGUUUCUAGACCGAAACCUAAGUCCAAGACGAUGACAUCUUCUAAGGAUGGACUAACUGCUUCGUCAUCCACAGUUUCCGGUGUGAAGCCGAAGACUCCUGGUACAGCGACGAGUCAGGUCAUUUCCAAGGAUCCUAGAGCUAAACCGACUACGGGAACAGUAUCGGCGCAAAUGAAGGGAGCGGUUGGUGCUGCGGCAAAAGAGGAAACAUCCGACCCACUGCAGAAGGCAGCUAAGCAGAAGUGGUGCUACGAGCGCGUAAAUGAGUUGAACAAGCGACGAGAUCAGCUAAAAAUGCGAAUAGAGCAACGGGCAGAAGAGCUUCGAGAUAUUACUGCGAAAGUGGCUGCUGAGAGUGGACAAACAACUCUUAUGAUGAGAAAUGGUGGAUAUGCUUCUUGAUAGCUGCUGGCACCUGUUCCUCUUUUGCUACUGAGGUGGCGCCAACAGGUUGAUGAAAUAGUAAUGUCCGCUAAUCACGAUAAUAGCUCGCAACAAGCAGCAACCAAGCAGACGAUGGACACGCAGACGAGCAGCGGUGUGGAACCCCAAUAUGUCGAGCAAGUAGGUAGCGACCACAGCGUCAACAACGCCAACAGCUCCUCUACACAACCACCGAGUCUUUUUGCACCCCCCGAGCGUGCUCCCCGAGAGAGGCUGAGGAUCCUCACUCGCGAACGCGCGGCACGUCGUGCGGAGUUUGAUAAAUGUACAGCGGAAACCGCGAAAUUUGAGGCUGAAACGCGAGAGCUAGAGCGGGACUGUGCCAAUCUCGCCCGCAGUUUGGAAAAAUGGAGUUCGAACGAGGAAACUUCGCGUUCAUCUACGAAAGAGUAUCUCGCGAAAAAGCGGGAGCUCGAAGCCGGAAAAGACAUAGAUUCGCAACGUAUCAUUCGUUUGAAAGUAACUUGGCACGAACUAAGCUCUGGAUUAGACUGUGUGGGCUGUGCUUCAGAGGAUACUUUUUAGAAGAUGGCAUUACGUCACAGUUACUUCUAAAGAACAAUCGAGGUAUUCAAGUCAUGUGUCCUCAAGAAGGACCUCCUGUAAGCACCCAAUCGAAUUUUUUUACUUCAGGUCGCCAAUCCCUGGAGGCAGGUCUGUCCGACGGCAUCGCGGUUCGAGAACGUCUGAAGAUGGAGGUGGCGCAGGAGCGUGAAAAGCUAAAAUUACUGGAGUCUGCAUGGGUUGAGAAAGAAGCAAGUAUGCGAUUAGAAAAAAUGAGAACGCAAAAUUAUGACUUGAUACUGAACUCUGAGAACUGGUGGGCAUUGAUUACAUCAUUCGGCUUCACCUUGAACAGUUGAAUGAGUUGUAGGUAUCUUUAUGACAUCUUGGCAUGACUGCUUGUAUCAUUCGAGACUCGAGGGAUGUCGACUCUAAAUACCGCAACUGGACGUUGUGUCGCAGGAGGAAAGGGCUUUAGCAUCGCAAACAGAGAUUGUACUCGCGCAGCUGGACGCCUUCAGACUGCAGGGCGACUACCGCCGAACCAAAGAACGCUUCCGCCAGUACUGCGACCUUUUAUCCUGGAUGAGUUAGAGUUGUGUUUUUGAAACGAUCUAGAACGAUUCUGGUACGUACACACGGAAUUUGUGGAAGAGCAUCUCAUUUCCUUUCCAGUUUUUCUAGUCUGAUUGUAGUGUCUGUGUCAUUCAUAAAUCACUCAACAUCCUUCCAGGAUGGAGGAGUUAGCCGCAGUACGCCUACAGGAAAAAAAUGGCAUGUUCGAGCAGCUUCGGAAUUUGCAGGAAGUUCAUCAAACAAAAAAAGCGGAAUAUGUUAUGAUUUGUUUCACUAGACUGGUCCAAGAAACAAGAACAAAGAUAGAAACAAGAUCCUUCAGGAACAGGCCAGUAUUUAUAAUGUCAUACGUCAAUGAUGCACGACAUUUUCUUCAGUUGAUGCCAGAUACUGUCCACUACCCAUGGUGUCGAGUCCCGCCAGUGACUUGGUAGAUGACACAUUGGACACGUGACAUAACUCUACCCAUGAUCAUUCGACCGUAUUCUAAUCCAAAGCAGUACGAACGGAAAGUUGCGAGCCUGCAGAGGGAGGUCUUGGAAAAGCAGAGUGACUGGCGACUGCAACAUUUGAAAACACUCGAUGAACGCAUUUGUAAUCGUCGGAAGCUGCUUGGCGGUGAUCGCACUUACGUACCGGUUCGUACUGGUGUCUCAAUGACCCUGAAUACGAUGGAACAAGUGUCGCAGGUGUGAGGACGACUACUGUUUUAUGAGGACGACCACUGUGUUUCAUCUCACCAAUGAUUGACGCUAUUCAUUUGAGGUGCACACGCGACAUUUUACGAGGACGAAUCCCACGAACACGACGGAGGACUUCACGGUUUGAGUGGGGCGUCGCUGUUAAGCGGCUUUAAGUGGACUUGUUUCUUACUCAUUUUAUUAGGAGGAACAUUGGAUGGCGUGAAGGUGAAGUUGCGCUUCCUUUUGCUAAAAAAGCGUGUAAUAAUUCAAAUUCUUUUAACAGAGCAUGAGUACUUGACAUCUAUGUAUAAAGCUGCUUUCGAUUUCCUUUGGAUGAAACGUGAUUGCUUAAUUAGGUUCAUGCAUGCAAGCUAUUUUCUUUUCUCGCGAAUUAUCAAGGUCGUAAGUUCUUUGUUUUUUCCACGCUAUUAUGUACGGAUGUAGCUCUUACAUUAAACGACGUGAUAUAAAAAAGGUAAGUAAAUGCUGGUCCGAAGUCGCAGUGCUUAUGUAAUACCAGUCAUUCGUGUGGGAACAUUCAUUUCUUUUUACAUCGGUUCUAUGAAAAAUUGUUGAGAUUUUAGAAGCCAGGCUGAUCGAACCGAAACUUGGAAGUCUAGUCUUCAGUUGCUGAGUUCAUUAGUAGUGGUAGACUAUAAUGGGCGAGUACGAAAAAUCCAAUUCUGAGGUACAAGAUGAAUGGGCAUGAGACUGGGAGAACAAAAUGAGUCAACCAAGCCAAUCCAAAUCCAAUGAUGUUUGUG